AUGAGUUUUUUUUCUAUAUUUUCAAAGAAUAAUAAUAGCUCUUCAAAUACACCAAAUAAACAAUCAAAGAAUAUAUUAUCAAGAAUGGUUAAUCAAGACUUAGUAUUACAGGAAAAAUUAGAAAAAUUAGAAAAACAAAAAAAUUUAAGAAACCAGAAUCUUCUUAAUGAAGAAAAAAAUAUUAAAGAAUCUCAAGAAAAUAAAAUUCAUCUUCUUCAGAAAAAUUGCAACAAUGAUAAACUGAUUCAAUUUUUAUUAACUGAUGAAGAAACUACCAAUCAGUUAGUAUCUUCAAUUCAAAAGGAUAAUCUACUAAAACACAAACAAUUUUUGAAUCAUUUAAAAGAUGUUGAAAAAACAUCAAAAGAAUUAAUAAAUAAUACUCUUAACUUAAGCCAAUCAUUUCAAAUGAAUUAUUAUGAAAAGUAUAGUAAAUGUGAUAAAAUUAAACAUAUCAAUCGUGAUGAUGAAUUAAAAAUAAGAAAAACUGACAAAGAAUUUACAUUAAAAGUUGAACAAAUAAUUGAAGAAGUAAAUAUGCAACGUUGUUUACUUGUGAAUAAAUUGUCAAAUAAUGAUUCGUACGAAAUGGAAAAAUUAACUAAUCUUCUCAAUACAAGCAAUUGUUACCGUCAAGUUCUAAAAGAACAUUUGAAGUCUAUGUAUAAUCAGCUCAAAUAUUUAACUGCUGUUGAAUUACAAAAGCAAAACUCUCAGCUCAAUAAGCAAAUAAAUAAUUUAUGCAAUGAAAGAAUUACAAUAACAAAAUUGCUCUUGGAUUUUAUUGAUAAAAAAAACCAAAAUCAAAAAUUUUUAAUUCAAGAAUUAGAAGCUCAAAAUGUUGAAUUUGAUACAACUACAAAAUGGUUAUCACAGUAUUCAAAACUGGUUAAUGACAUGCCAUCUGAGUUAACAUUUUCCAAGAACACAAUUGACCCAACAUUAUUACACAGGGUGUGUACAGCUGGUGGUGGUCAUCUUCUGUUAUUUAUUUUGGAGAACGAUCUGAUAUUACCAUUGACAAAAGAAUACCUUGCAAAAAUGGGUGUUAAUAGCUGUGAUGAUCAAGCAAUAUUAAUAAAUACAUUAAAUUAUUUUCCUAUACCGUCUGCUCCAACCGAAAAUGAGUUUUCUCCAUCGGCCCCAUUUUUAGAGGAAGUUGAAUGUAUUGUCUGCAUGGAAACAAAAUUUGAGGUUUUGUUUAUUCCUUGUGGACACUUGUGUUGCUGUUGGAAGUGUGCAGAACAAAUAUCAUUGUGCCCUAUGUGCAGAACUGAAAUCUUACAUAAAUUUGAUGUUAAAAAUAUAACCUGA
This is a messenger RNA of Macrosiphum euphorbiae (potato aphid), 1314 nucleotides long. NCBI's taxonomy places the organism in Eukaryota, Metazoa, Arthropoda, Insecta, Hemiptera, Aphididae. The record is from the annotation of a GenBank genome assembly.